Messenger RNA from Cylindrotheca closterium, 1824 nucleotides. NCBI's taxonomy places the organism in Eukaryota, Bacillariophyta, Bacillariophyceae, Bacillariales, Bacillariaceae. The record is from the annotation of a GenBank genome assembly.
AUGGACAACGAUGAAUCAUUGCUGUUGUGCACACCAAACACCAACAAGAAAGUGAGGUUUCCUUUCUUUGAUUUGCCCGAGAGUACAAAUAGUGCGUCACGGAACUAUGAGUUACAAGGAAGAAGCGCUAAGGAUGAAGAGUCUGGGUUGUUCACUCCGCCUCCAACAGGGCAAACAGUCGGCUUUGAAGAAGAGGCGGGGUUUUCGACACCCAUCGAUCAUUCCAAUUGGGAAUCUGAAAUCAGUCCCAUUUCAAGAAAUCGUGAUAGCAGUGGCCAAACUUUGGAUGUUUCAUCUGGUGACUUGAGAAUGACAACGCCACAGCACAACCAAGGAGGGAAUAUAGAAGACAUUGAUUCCAUGUUGACGGAACUGAAAGACAUUAUACAUCAAUCACAAAAGAAGCAAACGGAACGACGACGGAGCUCCAGCUCUCGGCGGCGAAGUGCUGAUAGAGAUUUUCUGGUGGACGCUCUGACACGACAGCAAGAACCGGGGGGUAAUGAUUCUGAAUGGCCCGUGAGUCCCCCUUGCGAACAAAGCGUAGAUGCAGCACCAACAUCACCUCAGCGUAGUACCACUCCACCUAACGAGAGUUCAGCACUAAGUUCUGGAAUUACGUUUCAUGACGACAGCGACGACGUUAGCAGCGCAACAAAGAAAGUGAACGAGUCGUCGAAUAAUUUCAUUCAGCGGAUACGGGAUGUUGCACACAAGAGAAAGCUCUCUAUGACUCGGUCACGAGACAACCUGAGGGCCAUGCAAAAAGGAAAGUUGCAACCGUAUGAUGAAGAUGCUGGUGAUCAUGCUGAUGCGAUUGCAGAUGCCGACACUGAUACCAAUGUGAAGGCCGUACCAAAAGAAAAGAUGCAGAAUUAUGACGAAGCUGUAGCACAGUACGCUGAUACUGAGACCUAUACCGGUACAACUGAUCAUGCUGAUAUCGAUGGUGAUGGAGAGGACGAGAGUAUAGUGGAUGACACCACAGAAUCAUCGCAGUUAGCGCCGAAGCCUCGGAAAUCAACAUCAAAUCAAGAUUUGAACAGAAGCGCCACUGAGUUUCACUUCAAGGCGCGCCCUUUACCUGAAACAACUGGGAUGAAAGGGGUAGGAGGUCUGAAUGGCAUCCCGAAAGUGGCAAAAAGGCCGAUAACGACACCGUUUUCGCCAUUGCUUGGAGCGCGUCGCCCAGAUAAAGUAUCAGUGAAAGCUCUGAACGCACCAAAGAAAACAAUGCCUGGUCCCAAAAACGAAGAGAAGGCAAAACGAAACUCCAUCACAGAAUGUCCAAAGACACCACCCCCUGAAACUCCCACUCAAUCGAUAUUCAAAGCUCGUCCAAUGCCUUCGUUUGUUGGUCGGAAAGGACAGGGAGGUCUCACUGGGGUUCCAAAGGUUCAAAAGCGACCACUAACAGUUCCCAAAUCUCCAAUGCUCGGUGUCCGAAGAUCAUUAAGUGGAAAUGAAAUGAAGCCACAAUUUUGCGGUUGGAAGAAGGCAGUAGAAGAGGGUUCACUCCAGAGCGCCGGCGGAAGCUCUUCCUUUAUAAGCAGAGGCUCAGAUUUACAGGGACUGGUGGUACUCGGGUCGCCACAGAACACACUCGACGACCGUCACAUUGCAAAUGAUGAAAAUCAAAUACCACGAGCUCACCACAACAUGGCGUUCCAGCCUCAAAGUACAGUUCGAGCAAAACAAAGAGCUGACUACAACGAGAGACGAGACGAGAAUAUGAAGAGAAAGAAAGAGCAAGAUUUCAAAACUCGCCAACGGGAGGUCCGCAAAAUGGAAAAGGAACUCAUUGCAUUAAGGACGAAAAUAUAG